Molecule: messenger RNA, 2718 nt
Organism: Talpa occidentalis (Iberian mole)
Lineage: Eukaryota; Metazoa; Chordata; Mammalia; Eulipotyphla; Talpidae
Gene: MOGS
Product: mannosyl-oligosaccharide glucosidase
Exons: 4
Coding region: 28-2538 (836 amino acids)
Biological process (GO): protein N-linked glycosylation; oligosaccharide metabolic process
Cellular component (GO): endoplasmic reticulum membrane
Molecular function (GO): Glc3Man9GlcNAc2 oligosaccharide glucosidase activity
Source: RefSeq, a predicted model, not a curated record
CCCCGCGACGCCGACCUCCUUGCCAAGAUGGCUCGGGGCGAGCGGCGGCGCCGCGCGGUGCCGACAGACACGCCGCGGACUGCGGAGCGGCGGGGCGGCCCGGCGCGGCGGGACGGGAGGGGCGGCGGGGCCCGUGGCGCUACCCGGGGAGUGGCUCUAGCCGUUGUCCUGGCUCUGGCUCUGGGCCUCUCCGGGCGCUGGCUGCUGGCUUGGCACCGUGCACGACGGGCAGUCACGCUGCUCUCUGCGCCCCCGGCGCUGCCUCCUGACUCCUCCAGUCCCGCAGUGGCCCCAGACCUCUUCUGGGGCACCUACCGUCCUCAUGUCUACUUCGGCAUGAAGACCCGCAGCCCGCAGCCCCUUCUCACUGGACUGAUGUGGGCGCAGCAAGGCGCCACCGCAGGGACCCCUAAGCUCAGGCACACGUGUGAGCAGGGGGACGGCGUGGGUCCCUAUGGCUGGGAGUUCCAUGACGGUGUCUCCUUCGGGCGGCAACACAUCCAGGAUGGGGCCUUGAGGCUCACAACUGAGUUCGUCAAGAGGCCUGGGGGUCAGCACGGAGGGGACUGGAGCUGGAGAGUGACUGUAGAAUCUCAGGCCUCAGGUACCUCUGCUCUCCCUUUGGUGUCCCUGUUCUUCUAUGUGGUAACAGACGGCAAGGAAGUCCUAGUGCCAGAAGUUGUGGCCAAUGGGCAGUUGAAGUUCAUCAGUGGGCACACCACUGAACUUGGUGAUUUCCGACUUACACUUUUGACACCAACCAGUCCAGGAGAUACUGCUCCCAAGUAUGGCAGCUACAAUGUCUUCUGGUCCUCCAACCCAGGACUUCCUUUGCUGACAGAGAUGGUGAAGAGUCGCCUAAAUAGCUGGUUUCAACAUCGGCCCCCAGGGGCCUCCCCUGAGCGCUACCUCGGCUUGCCAGGAUCUCUUAAGUGGGAGGACAGAGGCCAAAGUGGGCAAGGACAGGGACAAGGGCAAUUCUUAAUUCAGCAGGUGACACUGAAAGUCCCCUUUUCCAUGGAGUUGGUAUUUGAAUCAGGCAGUGCCCGAUUAGGAGGAAGCCAAGCCCUGACGCAACUGUCUGGCAGCUUACUGACCCAGGCCUUGGAGAGCCAUGCUGCAUCCUUCAGAGAGCGCUUUGAGAAGACCUUCCAGCUGAAGGAAAAGGGCCUGAGCCUUGAGGAGCAGGCUUUGGGACAGACUGCCCUCAGUGGCCUCCUUGGCGGAAUUGGCUACUUCUAUGGACAGGGUCUGGUGUUGCCGGAUACGGGGGUUGAGGGGCCUGAGCUGAAGGCAGACCCAGCCCUCUUUCCACCUGUCCCUCUAUUCACUGCGGUCCCCUCACGGUCAUUUUUCCCACGAGGCUUCCUUUGGGAUGAGGGUUUUCACCAGCUGGUGAUCCAGCGGUGGGAUCCCCGCCUCACCCAGGAGGCCCUAGGACACUGGCUGGGGCUGCUUAAUGCUGAUGGCUGGAUUGGGCGAGAGCAGGUGCUGGGGGAUGAAGCCCGAGCCCGGGUGCCUCGAGAAUUCCUGGUGCAACGGGCAGCCCAUGCCAACCCUCCAACCCUUCUUUUGCCUAUAGCCCACAUGCUAGAGGGUGGUGACCCUGCUGACUUGGCCUUCCUCCACAGGGCUUUUCCCCGUUUGCGUGCCUGGUUUUCCUGGCUCCAUCAGAGCCAGGCAGGGCCAGUGCCACUAUCUUACCGCUGGCGGGGCCGGGAUUCGGCCUUGCCAACCCUUCUGAACCCAAAAACACUGCCUUCGGGUCUAGAUGAUUAUCCCAGGGCUUCACACCCUUCAGCCACUGAGCGGCACUUGGACCUGCGGUGCUGGGUGGCACUGGGUGCCCGUGUGCUGGCACGGCUGGCAUCUCAUCUGGGAGAGGCUGAGGCAGCUGCAGAGUUGGGCCCGCUAGCUGCCUCACUGGAGGCAGAGGAGAGUCUGGAUGAGCUGCACUGGGCUCCGGAGCUGGGAGUCUUUGCAGACUUUGGGAACCACACAAAAGCAGUGCAUCUGAAGCCUCAGCCCCCUCAGGGCCUGGUGCGGGUGGUGGGCCGGCCCCACCCUCGCUUGCAGUAUGUGGAUGCCUUGGGCUAUGUCAGUAUAUUUCCCUUGCUCCUGCGGCUGCUGGAACCCAACUCUUCCCAUCUUGGGCCCCUGCUGGAUGUUCUAGCUGACAGUCGCCAUCUCUGGAGCCCCUUUGGUUUACGGUCCCUUGCAGCUUCCAGCCCCUUUUAUGGCCAGCGCAAUUCAGAACAUGAUCCUCCCUACUGGCGGGGUGCCGUGUGGCUCAACAUCAAUUAUCUAGCCUUGGGGGCACUGCACCACUAUGGACAUCUGGAGGGUCCCCACCAGGCCCGGGCUGCCAAGUUGCACAAUGAGCUUCGUGCCAAUGUGGUAGGCAAUGUGAAGCGGCAGUACCAGGCCACAGGAUUCCUGUGGGAGCAGUACAGUGAUCGGGAUGGGCGGGGCAUGGGCUGCCGCCCUUUCCAGGGCUGGACCAGCCUUGUCCUGCUGGCCAUGGCUGAAGACUACUGAAGGGGUAGGAUAGGUACUGGGUCCCUUGUGUCACUCCGGACUAGGUGGUCUUUAGUUUCUGCUCCAACCCUCAGAUACCAGUAAUUCAAACCCUCAGCUCAUCUCAGGUGUCUUGUUACUGUCAUCCCACAUAGCCCUGGGAUGAAUGUGAAUUCAGAGUCUAUUUUUCUAAUAAAUUGG